Messenger RNA from Sinocyclocheilus anshuiensis, 1663 nucleotides. RefSeq names its product brain protein I3-like. NCBI's taxonomy places the organism in Eukaryota, Metazoa, Chordata, Actinopteri, Cypriniformes, Cyprinidae. The record is from RefSeq and is a predicted model, not a curated record. The coding region runs from base 350 to 733 and encodes 127 amino acids. The transcript has 3 exons.
ACCGCGUCCCACUUCUUCACGUGACUCGAGUCUUGUGACAGUGCGGCGAGGAGAAACGUCGCUUGAGUUUGAUAAGGAGUUUCCGUCGUGAAGUCAUCCAGUUUUCUCUCUUAAACGAGAGAAAUAAAGAAAAGUUGGCUAUGGCGCAUCUUUAGGACGUUUGGCCGUCUUAAUAGCCGUUCCUGUCGCUCGCACAGAGCGGGUUGAAGUCGCAUGUGGAGAGUGGAGGAACUUUGGUCUCAUCUUUGUUUUGGUUUGUGUUUGUGAGUCCAGUGAUCAUCCACGGUAACGGAGCUCGGGGAGAUUUCGUGCUAGUUUGCUGAAGUGCAGAGGACGCCUCAGACCGGGUAUGGAUACUAAACCUCUUCUCCAGGACAGACCUCCAGCCUACAACACAGUCCCAGCCGCCUACGACUACGGCUCGAUCCCCGCGGCGGGCUUCCAGCCUCCAGCCCCGCCAACCUACCAAGGUUUCCCAGCUGCUACUUCAGGUUAUCCAGCGGCCCCAGCACCGCCUGCCGCCAGCCAGCCAGCCUACACCAGCACCUACACCAUCGUCCAGCCCUCUGUGGUGGUGGUGGGGGGAUGUCCGGCCUGCAGGGUCGGCGUGCUGGAGGAUGAUUUCACCUGUCUGGGAAUCUUGUGUGCCAUAUUCUUCUUUCCUCUGGGAAUUCUCUUCUGCCUGGCCCUGCGUCAGAGGAGAUGUCCAAACUGUGGAGCCACAUUCGGCUAGAGGGACCAAAACCCUGCCGUCGUCUUUUUAAUUCAGUUUUAAGCAUCAGCAUAGAUCCUCUGUAAUCACUGCACAUGAUAAUGCCAAACGUCGCUUACGUAACGUUAAGUUAGUAACCAGCCACAAACUCUUUGAUUAAUAUAAGAUGGUGCAUGUGAUGGGCUGUCCAUGUUUUUACAUGCCUCGCAAGCGCUAUUUGCUGAUUUUGUUGUUCUUUAUAUAAAAUCUUAAAGCCAGUCUCCAGUCAUCUAAUCACUAGUGCCUUUAUGAUGGCAGAGAAAGCAUAAACUAAACGAGCCGGGACUCACUGAGGGUAAAUCCCACACCACUCACUUCGAGUAACAUUGUGUGUGUGUAAAUGAAACGUGAAAAUGAGCAUCACUGUCGUUCAUUUUGUUUUUGUUGACUAUAAUAUGCUCCCUAAUCAGUCGCAUCUUAGUCAAGAUCAAAAAGCAUUUUCUGUGUUAAUUUUUUUUUGUGCUUGAUUUAAAAAACUGUUAUUUGUAUAUCUUGUAUUUCUGAAUCAAGUUCAGACCACGUUCUUUCUCGAUAGUCUGUUAUUUUGGGGGCCAUGUUUUCAUCACUGCACUGAUGAUCUGUGUUAUAUGUGCUGGGUUUUCUGAAAGCGUCUUAGAGGGUAAAUAUGGACAUUGGCCAUAUCCAGGUUGAACUGAAACCUGCAAUAAACAAGGGAAGCUGGCAUCUAGACAAUGUGAUACGUCACCCAAAGACACGUAGUUACUUUUUGUUUCUCUUAUCGUUUUCUUCCAGUGAUUGACAAUCAGUCUCGGUGUGAUUUCAUUCAUGAUGUACUCGUACCAUACACUAGACACGCUAUUAUGAUCGGUUAGAACUUUUCUACAUUAAGAGAAAUUGUAAAUAAAUUCUACAAGUGUUGCCGUUUGUGUUUGUUGAUUAUAUGGGACGUCC